Molecule: messenger RNA, 1485 nt
Organism: Aureobasidium subglaciale EXF-2481
Lineage: Eukaryota; Fungi; Ascomycota; Dothideomycetes; Dothideales; Saccotheciaceae
Exons: 2
Coding region: 1-1485 (494 amino acids)
Source: RefSeq, a predicted model, not a curated record
AUGGAGCCUCGCACGAGAGCAGGCAAUGGUGGCGCAUUCCGACUGGCCCCCGAACCACCUCCAACGCGUUCACUCGUGAAGAAGAACAAGACAGUCGCCAAAAGACGGUCGAGUCAAGCUAACGUCCAAUCGACCAAAACAACCAUAUUUCAGCACAAGCGCCCAGUCUGGCCGGCCAAAGGCCUCACGGCUGAUGAGUCGCAAACAACGAUCAACACUUUGGAGCACGGAGACGACGAUCAGAAACUCAUGGCUCUCUUUGCAAGACAUGUCAUCAUGCCAGGCACAAGACAUCGUGGCUCACAAUGGGUCUCAAGAAGGUCGUUGUACAAGGCUUUCCCAGAACAUAUUGAGAAGACGGGUUUCGCUGCAAAAUCGAGCUGGAAGCAGAAGAGGGCUAUCGAUUUUGGUCUGCCGGAGCUCUUCCUCAGAGGUGUCGACGACCAUAGAGCAAUCUUGACACCUCAUGACAACUUUCAUGAUGUAUUCGAAGACUCUGGGCGCCCCCCUGCCUUACAGGCAUUGACUGACGAUGAAUACCAAUGGCUAGAGCAGCGAAGUAAGCCAUGCCAACAUGGUUCGCACCCUCACACGCACACUCCUUCUAGCACAAAAAGAUUGGCUUCCGCAGUCGACCAGAAUGACAUCCCUGCGCAUCCUGCUCAAGAUGGAUACAGUGUGCAGAUGGAAGACGACCGUGACGAGGCUAUGACCCCAAUAUCCAAACGACUUCGAUCAGCUCGGGAGCCUUUCAACAGAGUGCCAUCAAUAAGCGACAAGGAGCCGAUCAUGAUUGUAGAUUCAGAGGAAGAUCCUUCCUUCGAGACAGGUAGUCAAAGAUCUACGUUCGAGAUGAAAGCAGAAUUGCCUAGUACGACAAGCUCGUACAGCGACGGUAGCUCUCUAUUCUCUGGUCAGCAUGUUUUCCAGCGUCCAUCAGCAAAGGCGAGGGCAAGUAGUAUCCCCCGUAUCGUGGAAGAGAGCAGAAAAGAUCAGUAUAAACUCGAUCAGGCCGACAAGGCUACCAACCUGGACCAACAAACGCCAAUUAAGACGACUAGUGAGCCUGCUACAGUCGACAUGCCAGCUCCAAGCCCAGGCCUUGUCUCCAGAAUCUGCGAAAUCUUGCGAGACUUUCCCAAUGCCUCCGAAGAUCCCAAUUUCAUACCCCUCCUCAGAAAAGUAGACAACGCUACUGCAGCAGGCGAGCCAGAAGGAGCCGAAGAAGAAGAAGCUUAUCUCAACCUACAAACGUACAUCAUCGCUGAAAGUCCGAUUGUCCCACUGGCCGAGGAGGUCAAGCUUGCGGAUUUGGUAAAGCCCAUUCUCAAAGCUAUGGCGAAGUAUCAUCGUCGACUGACUACAAAGAGGUACUCUCAGAAUCAGAAGGAUUUCAAGGCCAUGUGCUUUGCCAAGGACCUGAAUGGUCUACGAGCAACACAUGCUAAAUUGCUUAUCUUCGAGGCGAAGUUGCAGGAUGGAUGA